Molecule: messenger RNA, 2235 nt
Organism: Penicillium bovifimosum
Lineage: Eukaryota; Fungi; Ascomycota; Eurotiomycetes; Eurotiales; Aspergillaceae
Exons: 1
Coding region: 1-2235 (744 amino acids)
Source: RefSeq, a predicted model, not a curated record
AUGUCGAUGAACGAGAAACGCCAUUCCCACAUCACCAUAACUUCUCGAACUGCAAGUUCACCCGCGCCGGACCGUGCAGCGCUUGAUCAACGAUUGCAGCGCCUCUCUGACGAGGUCCUGCCGCCUGUCCCUUAUCUACUCACUUUCCCGACAAAAACCCCCUUUAGCUUGGGAGAUCGGCCGUCUAACAAUUGGGCUGUAGGGCAUGACAGACCCUUCAGCUUGGAUGAGCAGCAACUACAAUAUAUGACCUUUUUGACCCACCACGACACCGAUUCAUUACUACUGGCCGUUGGGGACUGGUCGGACGAGACAGGUCGCAUGAUGGCUGAUCGACCGAGGGCGCCAAGCGCCGGGGACAGUUCAAGAGAAACCGUGGCGAAGAAGAAGAUCAGCCUCAAGGACUACAAGACUCAAGAGACCAGUGGCGCUGUCGCAUCCCCCAUGGGCCUUGAGGCUGGUAGCCGAGGCGCAUCAAACUCCACCAAAUCCGAAGAGAGACCACAUACCACAACUUCGGACCUAGCCAAGAGUAGCGACGGAACCAGAUUGCCUAGAAUUCCACCGAAAGCGCAUCCGAAUCUCUCUCCCGAAAAACCGGGAAUGAAACGGCCGUCUAGCUCGGAACUUGAUUUCAGCACUUCGGGGUGCAAAAAGCCGGAAGCAUAUCCCACCAAGAAACCGCGACUAUCUCCCGAGAAAGAGGUCCGCCAUGAUUCCAGUCCUUCGAAGUCGCAUACACCCAAGUUACCGGCACUCCUGUCGCCCACUCUCCCACCAACGUCGGGUGGCCCUCGACUUCCACGGUUGCUGUCUCCUACCCUUCCCCCGGACAUCGAAAAGGAAUUGGCCCGUCUUGAGGACCGAUCGCCGCCUCGUAGUAGUCGAGCAGAAAAGACAUUGCCCGCGAGAGACUCAAGUGCCCAUGAACACUUGAACGACCAUCCCCGUGCCAAUAUACAACGAGCGCAGCUUAUCACUAAACUGCGCUACGGUAGAGCAAAUCGGAAACGUGUUGAAGCUUUGCUCAAAUUUUCUGGUAAAAGGAAAGCGCAUCGGUCAGAUUCACUGAUCAGCCAGGAUACCGACCGAGAUGAUGUUUCUAACUCUAGAAAGAUGGGUGAAGAUGAUGGUUCAUCGCGCUUGAACCCCUCACUCGCGGAUUCGAAAAGCAAGAAGCAUGAAAGCGAUGGAUCUCUCGGCGCCCAGGGCUAUCGCACCAAAGAGCUGAAAGGACUACCCGAAAAGCCUCGAACGCCAGUACCUCAACCACCUCUGACCUCCCAUUCAAUCGCACAUGACAAGGUCAAAGUGACUGCUGACACGCCGAUGAAAAAUUUGAAACCCCCUUUCUCUCGACGAACCGAUAUUGGAGAGGUUGAUUCCAAAGCUCCUCAUCCCGCCAACAAACGUCAUUACGUUGAUCCUGGGUCAGUCACAAAAGCUUCUCCAACGCAAGCAGAGAGUCGCACGCGCAAUGAACGGCAAAUUUGGUGGGAUGAGUGGCAAAGAUUUGCAACAAUUGGUCGGGAAUUGAAACAUGCAGCGGAACGGCAUACCUCCAGGAAAGGAACCUCGGCCACUGAUGAAAAGCUGGCUGUUGUGACUGCCAUUGAGGCGUUGCUGUCCUUUAUCAUGGCAUUUGUGGCGAACGAUCAGGCUAAGGCGUUAUCACGCCAGGUUGGAGAUUCCUCUACAUGGCUGUCUAUUGUACCAUACUGGCGCGUGGUCAAGAAGAACAGUGUGCCCUACCCGGCCUUGAACAGUCUUUGCUUGCUGCUUGGAGCUAUCUCCUUCACUGCCAUCCACUCUCUCGACCUCGAACGCCUUGCCAUCAGCCCAAUUCCUGGGGAGCACACCCCAGUUCCCACGCCUGGGAGCGAUGGCAACGCAGCCAUGUCGGAUGAGAACAAAAGAAGCAGGAAGGAGUUCUCGGAACUCAAAACCCGUCUUCCUGAGUUCUACAAAGAUUCCCAACGACUGUGGCUAGAGGGCAGCCGGGGUCUCUCUGAAGAUGUUCUUGGCCAUGAGUUUCCCACGGUCUGGUCUCAACGAUCUCGAAAUUAUUCCGAACGAGGCCGAUCAUCCCUCAAGGCUGGCGACUAUGCCGGAAGCUAUUUUCUACCACUUUGUGGCACUACUCCGCCCAUUGAAGUAGUUCGUUUCGGCUGGUCCCUCCUCAAAGAAUGGUGCUCGAAAGAACGGGUGGAAUGGAAUGGACGUCUCGGUCUUUAG